AUGCCUCCGUUUCGCCUACCCUUCACAUCCCGGAAAGGGCCCAUAGUCAACGGUGCCGAGGUCAACGACGAGAAUGCACGUCCGGCGUCUCACGAUGCGCAAAGCACAAACAGCCCAUACUCGAGCAAGCCAUCACUGGCAUUAGGUGUGAAGGAAAAGAAGGCAGAGCCCAAUGAGUUCAAACUAAGCUCUGUCGACGUUAACGGCCAAUACCUACCUCCGUCGCCAACAGAGAAGCCCUCAUUCUGGAGCAAAUCCCCUUCGACUACCUCCAAUCACCGGAGUCUGAUUGGCGACAACGAGCCUUUCUCCAUAUCGCGCGAGUCUUUUGAUUCUUACAGACGGUCCUUCGACAUUUCCGGGCGGUCUCCAAUCAUGCAUGCCGACAGCUACACCUCGCGAACGUCUCUCGACUCCCGAACCUUCCACUUGUCGCGACCUGCAUUGAAUGGCCAGACCUUCGAUAAGCCGGAACCCGUACGGGAUGAAGAUUUCGAUGAUGUCAAGCUUAAUGACGAGGCCGCAAAGGCUCAGCCAAAGAAGAAGAGCUUUCUGUCCCGAUUCAGUGAGACCAGCAAUGAUGCCGUUGCAGAAAGCAAGGACGGUAAACAUCAUUUCCACUUCCCCGGUCGAAGACGAGGUCAGAGUGGCUCUGGCAGUGAGCUGGGAGAAGUAAAGAGACCAGGCAGUCAGGGCCAACCCAAGCCGGAGGUCGCUGUGAGCUAA
Cyphellophora europaea CBS 101466 is the source of this 726-nucleotide messenger RNA. RefSeq lists its product as uncharacterized. The record is from RefSeq and is a predicted model, not a curated record. Bases 1 to 726 code for a protein of 241 amino acids. NCBI's taxonomy places the organism in Eukaryota, Fungi, Ascomycota, Eurotiomycetes, Chaetothyriales, Cyphellophoraceae. The transcript is spliced from 3 exons.